UUAUUUGUUUUCAAAAAAUCCAUAAACACCUUCUGUACGAAUCUCAAUAUAUAGUAUUUCAUCAUUUUGUCUGUACUAUGUUUAAGUUUAUUGUUAUAUAGUAACAUUAAAAUGAAUAUUUAGAAAAAUCAAAUGCAAAUAUCAGGAUGCAAAACGAACUCCAAUCUCUAAAAACUAUCUUUGACUCCAAUAAUAUACCUAUCUCAUUAGAUUGGUUGAGAGAAUGUAUUGAUUGGUGUAAAAGUGAGGUAUUGAAUUCUAAUUAUACACUUGAUCAGCUCAAAAAUGCUAUACAUGACCAAUGGCUCAAUUUAGACUUGCGAGACAUAGAAACAAAAGUUUUACCUCCAGGUUUGUCAGAUAAACAGUAUAUGGUAUUGAAUGGAAAUUUUUCCUUGCAAUUGAUGAAAAUAGUAGAUAUUUCAAAACCAAAAUAUUGGCAAUUGCAGCAAAUUAGAAAAGAGAAUGUCUUAACUAGACCUUCAGGAAAUGAAGUAAGGGAAACUAUAGGAUCUGGCAAAAGAGUGCUACAGCUUACAUUAACUGAUGGAGUUCAAUAUGUCGAAGCAAUGGAAUAUAAACCAAUACAAAUAUUAAACAUCAAUUUAACUCCUGGUGUUAAAAUUCGAUUAAGUGGACCUCUUACAAUAAGAAGAGGCCGUCUGAUGUUACAAGAACAGAAUAUUAGAAUACUUGGUGGUGAGGUUGAAGAAUUGCUGAUUCCAAAUGCAGCAGAAAAUGUUUUGGCUAGUGCUCUAAAUUUGCCACUGAAUAAUAAUCCUAAUAUCAUAGAUAUGAAAUUGUUAACUGUUGAGCAAGAAUCAGAAAAUGUUUUGAGUAAGAGUAAUCCAAAACAGGAUAAGAAAAUAAAUCAUCCUAUAACUUCCACAGUGAUGAAUCCAACAAUUACAAAAAAUGCACCAAAAAGUCAGAACACUAACAAUUUUAGUACGGCUAGUACAGCAAUUCAAGAUGAUUUCCCUACUGAUGAAGACAUGGAACUGUUAAUGAUGGCAGAAAAUAAUGGAAUGGUUGGAAAAAAUGAUGCGAACAGAACCUUUCAAAGUAUAAAUAAAUGUGAAGAGCCUACUGAUGAAGAAAUGGAGCUACUUAUGGAAAUGGAAAAAGAACAUGUCCGAAAUAAUCGGAAUAUUAUUAACAAAACACCUGAUUUGUUCGAGGAUGAUUUUGAUCCCGAUCAAAUUGAGGAGUUGAUUGAAAAAAAAACUCUCGAAAUCAAACAGGAACCCAAACCUGGAACCUCAUCAAACAAAAGAAAAUUGUCUCCAUUGAGGUCAGAACCGUUGAAGAAAGUAGUAGUAGCAGAACAAGCCAGUCAAUUUGGGGACUUUGUCAACGAAGAUUUGUUUGCAGAUUUGGACUUGGAAGGUUUACAAAAGAAAGAAGAUGCAAAACUGACUGUUAGCAAAGUGGUUGAGUUGAAAACAAAAAUCAGAAAUAAUUGUGCUGGUUCCUUCAGAAUCAAAGCUAAAUUCAAAGCCAUUGAAAAAAAAGUUACUGUGCAAGGGGAUGAAUAUAAAGCAGAAAUGAGAAUAGAGGAUGACAGUGAUGAUAUGGUGUGUAAAGUACACAGCGAUAUUAUUUCUAAAUGGGCAGGACUUACCCCAAAUGAAAUGUUAGAUCUGAGGAAGAGUAUUUUAUCUGGGAAUGUAGAAUUCAAGAAUAAAGUGCAGAAUAUUCUUCAAGUUAUUAUGAAGAAAAUAUUGGAAGUUGACAACCUAAUGGAAAUUCAAUUGAAUGGUUGUGAUUCUUUACCUAUAAUGAAGGAAAUUUUUUAUUGAUUCUUCAAAGACUUCUUAUAUACUUUUUAUAAUAUGUAUAAGCCUAAUAAUUUAUACAAAAGAUGUUACCUAUAUUUAUAAUAAAAAUUUUUAUUUCU
This is a messenger RNA of Harmonia axyridis, 1900 nucleotides long. RefSeq names its product recQ-mediated genome instability protein 1-like. The record is from RefSeq and is a predicted model, not a curated record. Gene Ontology annotation, cellular component: nuclear body; RecQ family helicase-topoisomerase III complex. Lineage: Eukaryota; Metazoa; Arthropoda; Insecta; Coleoptera; Coccinellidae. Gene Ontology annotation, molecular function: nucleotide binding. The coding region runs from base 147 to 1802 and encodes 551 amino acids. The transcript has 5 exons. Gene Ontology annotation, biological process: resolution of meiotic recombination intermediates; double-strand break repair via homologous recombination.